AUGACCGACUCUAACAACCGGUUUUCUCGUUGGACUUUUGAAUCCAACACUAUGGAAGAAUCGGUUGUUUGUUCUUUCAUCGAUAAGGCGUCUAAACAAGAUGAGAAGAAGAAGGGAAAGUCAGAACGAAAAUACUCGAAUAUUGACGAAUCACGAUUAUAUUCAAUUAUCAGAUUUUUACCAGGAACCUAUCCGACCGUUCUACGAGAUACAAAGAUCUAUUCCCUUUCACACAAUUAUUUUGAACAAUUCCUUAAAAUAUGGCGACUAUUUUUCAAUAAAAAUCAAGGUGUGAUUAUAAGUUUAAAUAUUGAUGUACAUAGAAAAUUAUUUGAAGAUAUUAAUUGGGGAUUUGGAGCAAAGAAAAUGAGUAUGUUGCCAAAUGCAGGAGGACAGAGUGAAUUGUCAGAAAUACUUUCUUGUGAAAUUGUGGAAAGGAUCUUGGGUGUAGAAUUAAACAAAACAGAGAUGGAAAUAGAUUACUUUUUCAUGAAUCAACCAAUGACCGAUUACCUUGUUAGCAAUCGAAAUUUAAGUCAAUUUGCAUUAGGAGUUUCAGUUACUCGAGCAUUCUCCUACCGUCGAAGAUACACCAAACAUGACGCAUAUCGAUUAUUAAGUAAAAAGUUAAGUGGAAUAAAUUCAUCAACACGAAAUAUUUUAAAUGUACGAAUAUGGAAACAAAUAUUACAUAUAUGGUGUCCGAGUGGAAGAGUAGCUAAUAUAGUACGAAAAGUUUAUUCAAAGUUACCAAAAGAAUUUACAUCGAAUACUAUUGUCAUGUUAACUGUAGUGAAUUGUAAAUGGGUUUUUACAAAUAACAAAGCAAAGGCAAACAAGGCAAACUUAAUAAUAAUAUAA
Molecule: messenger RNA, 861 nt
Organism: Cetraspora pellucida
Lineage: Eukaryota; Fungi; Glomeromycota; Glomeromycetes; Diversisporales; Gigasporaceae
Source: the annotation of a GenBank genome assembly